CAUUUUUUAAUUAAUUUCCUGAAAAAUGUUUCCAAAAAUCUAAGCCUGUCCUGCCAGCUGGUAGGGGGCCAAAGCCUGUAAUGUUGAGAAUGUCUUCAUCAGUAUAAUAAUUCAAAAUUUCCUACUCACCAACAGUUUACAAUAAUAUCUUGAUAAAUUUCCCCUAAUUCUUGUAGUAAGGAAGAUUAGAAAAGUGAAACUGGUUGAGGAGUUGCCAGAAACUGGCUCCUCUAGCCAAGUUGCCAGAAAAGUUCACCAAGACUGGAUAACAAACAGAUAAAAAUGUCAGGUUCAUUUCGAUACAAAGUCUGGGAUCCUCCUCUUAUAAUUGCACAGAUCAUCACAAUGCAGGCUGUGUAUUAUGUGGGUCUUGGAGUCUGGAUUGCCCUUUUGGAUCUCUUCACUGGUCAUCAUGUAACAUUGGACAGCAUUUUCAGAUACCAGGAACUGCAAAUAAGAGAGAGUCAUGGACGAGCUGUCAUGGCUGCCUUCAUACUCAACUCAAUAACCAGUGCUGUUGGCCUCUGGAAGGUGGUUCAGCGAACGAAACAAUGCCUGGACUUCAGCGCCACAGCUCACUUCGUUCAUCUGAUCAUCUGCUGGUGCUAUGCCGGCCACCUGCCUGCCUUGCCUUCUCUAUAUCUGCUGCAUCUACUCACACUCACUCUUAUGUGUGUGCUGGGGGAAUAUCUCUGCCUAAGAACAGAGAUGACAACCAUUCCAGUCAGACCCACACAGCCAAAAACGGAUCUGUGACGUCGUUGAAACUCCCCUGCUACUUGAAUCUCAGCUGCUUAAUUUGUGUAGCUUAGGAAUGCAUUCGGGACACGCUCGUUGCUUUUUACUUUUUUUAUAUUUAGCUCAUUAAUAAAUGGAUAUGUGUAAUCCAUCUAAAAAGUAGAUAUGUGCCAUCAAGUGCAGUAGCAUCACUUAAGGGAGCGCAGUUGUAUCUCACUGUAUGGUUACUGUUUCAAAGGUAUUCAAUUUGUAGGGUGAAAUCUACCAGAUUGAAUCAAAGAACACUACCUUAAUUAUUUAAGUUCUGAGAGGCAUCCAACACUAAAAAUUUCUGCGGUUAAUUUUUAUUUUAUUUAUUUAUUUGCUUAUUUCAUGUUUUGUUUAAUGUCAUUAUGCUGGGAUUAUGAAGUUUUGCUUAUGACGGUCUCUAUUUUAGAUGCUUAUUUUACAGACCUCAAUUUAUAUUCAGUUAUUGCAAAGUCAGUUUCUAAAUAAUAGAUUUUAGGCUCAUUUGCGAACACUGCCCUGAAAAUGACAGAGUUAUAUGUAUGAUCCUAAAUUGCUCUAAUUUUUCUGUAAGGCAUUUUAGCAUAUUAUUCGGUAUUGUACUACCGUAGGAAAUUAUUUCAUUCAAGUAAUUUUUGCAUAUGUGGUUGUAUAUUAGUGUAGAAAAUCUUAUCAAACUUCGUACCUGUUCUCCAUGUUAGUGUGAAGUUAUUUUGAAUUUUCAUCCGCUUCUGUUGAAUUAUAUAUUUACCUGUGCAAAUAUCCUUAUCAAACUCUUGCUGACAAUAUCUACAAAAAUACUAAUGUAGAAAUGACAUGUACUGGGAAAAUAAAACCAAUUUUUGUUCAUAGUCUAAACAAUCUAUAGAUUUUCUAUCCUAUGACAAUGUGUUGUAAGACCGGGUGUCCUUCUAUCUUGCGACGACGUAUACUGUGUUAAUUCAAGCAUCAACAGGGAAAUAUAUUUGUAUGGCUUUGCAUGUGUUGCACUGCUUGCAUCCUGUCAAUUAGCAGUUCAUUGCUCGAGACUAAAUGACGUAUAUCCAGCUCUGUAAAGACAAUGUAUUUUUUACAUGCGUUUCUGUUAGGUCAAUGCGCAGUCAUUGUGUUUUAUAUUGUUCACAGUAUUUAUUGAAAUGUUAUAAUUU
This is a messenger RNA of Hyalella azteca, 1892 nucleotides long. It is a transcript of the gene Sys1, whose product is annotated as protein SYS1 homolog. Gene Ontology annotation, cellular component: trans-Golgi network; Golgi membrane. The transcript has 4 exons. NCBI's taxonomy places the organism in Eukaryota, Metazoa, Arthropoda, Malacostraca, Amphipoda, Hyalellidae. Gene Ontology annotation, biological process: Golgi to endosome transport; Golgi to plasma membrane protein transport; protein localization to Golgi apparatus. Bases 283 to 756 code for a protein of 157 amino acids. The record is from RefSeq and is a predicted model, not a curated record.